Molecule: messenger RNA, 2179 nt
Organism: Oncorhynchus keta (chum salmon)
Lineage: Eukaryota; Metazoa; Chordata; Actinopteri; Salmoniformes; Salmonidae
Product: synaptotagmin-10-like
Exons: 7
Coding region: 91-1737 (548 amino acids)
Biological process (GO): regulation of calcium ion-dependent exocytosis; cellular response to calcium ion; calcium-ion regulated exocytosis
Cellular component (GO): membrane
Molecular function (GO): calcium-dependent phospholipid binding; phosphatidylserine binding; calcium ion binding
Source: RefSeq, a predicted model, not a curated record
GCAUUGCGCAGUGGAUAUGGAUGUGGACGCCUCGUGCGCUCUGAUCUUUGGCGCGGAGAGGCUGCACUCAGCGGCGCGCAAGGUGGCCAAAUGAAUCACCGCCCUCCCGGCUCCUCCAGCGUGCAAUGGCUUAACAGAAGAGACAUGAGUGUCCGAACGGAGGACAACUUCAGCUUGUGCCAAAAGGCCCUUCAGAUCGUCACGGAGCUCUGUCUAGCGGGGCAUGUAGAUGGGGAGAAAUGCUCGGCUAUAUUUCCCUUGGAGAGCAACAUACAAGACAUCUCUAUCAGUCUCCUUGCUGUUGUCGUGGGUUUCUGUGGACUCGCCCUGUUGGUAGUCUCUCUCUUUGUCUUUUGGAAGCUGUGCUGGCCCAUCUGGAGGAGCAAGGCCCUCUCGUCCCACGUCGACAAUGGCCCCCGUGUCGGGCUCCCUGAGGCCCCUCCGCCAGCCCCUCUGCCCGUCACACCCCUCCACAAGGUGGCACCAAUGGAGGAGAUGAAGCCUGUGCCAGUGGUGAAGGUGAACGGGCGUUGCAGCUCCGUGAAGCUGCUAGAGGCGGCCAUGAAGAUCAGCCAGACAUCCCCAGACAUCCCUGCUGAGGUGCAGACGGCUCUCAGGGAGAGGCUGGGCCAGCAGGCCAAGAUUCAGAGGCAGACCACCGACCCCACCUCGUCCUCCAGGCACAAUUCAUUCCGCCGCCAUCUGCCUCGCCAGAUGAACGUGACAAGUGUGGACUUCAGCAUGGACACGAUCCCCAUCCGCCAGUCGUCCACCGUAAGCAUCGGCCGCAUCAAGCCCGAGCUCUACAAGCAGAAGUCUGUGGACUCCGAGGACGGGACCCACGAGCCGGUGGAGACGUGCGGUAAGCUGAGCUUCUCCCUGCUCUACGACUACGAGGAACAGGCGCUGGUGGUCACGAUCCUCAAGGCCCUGGAACUGCCGGCCAAGGACUUCACUGGCACCUCCGACCCUUACGUCAAGAUCUACCUGCUGCCAGAGAGGCAGAAGAAGUUCCAGACGCGUGUCCACCGCAAGACGCUCAACCCCACGUUCGACGAGGCCUUCUGCUUCCCCGUGGAGUACGACCAGCUGUGCAACCGCAAACUGCACUUCAGUGUCUACGACUUUGACCGCUUCACCAGCCACGACAUGAUCGGCGAGGUGGUGGUGGACAACCUCUUUGAGCUCUCCGACCUCUCGAGGGAGGCAGUGGUGUGGAAGGACAUUCACGCUGCGACCACGGAGAGUGUGGAUCUGGGGGAGAUCAUGUACUCUCUAUGCUACCUGCCCACAGCAGGACGGAUGACCCUGACCGUCAUCAAGUGCCGGAACCUCAAAGCCAUGGACAUCACUGGCUCCUCAGAUCCCUAUGUAAAGGUUUCCCUGCUCUGUGACGGACGGAGGCUGAAGAAGCGGAAAACCACCACCAAGAAAAGCACACUGAACCCGGUGUACAACGAGGCCAUCAUCUUUGACAUCCCCCCAGAGAACGUGGAACAGGUCAGCCUGUCCAUCAUGGUGAUGGACUAUGACCGGGUGGGCCACAACGAGGUGAUAGGUGUGUGUCGGACGGGGCCAGAUGCUGAGGGCCUGGGGAGGUACCACUGGAACGAGAUGCUGGCCUACCCACGCAAGCCCAUUACUCACUGGCAUGCCCUGGGAGAGUGGCCAGGAAGAGCGACAAGCUUUGAGAGCCAGGGGUCCUGUCCUUCCCCCAAACCUCCACAAACUCCAUAGGAAAUGCGAAUAGAACCAUAUGAUCUGAUAGCAGAUUAAGUAGAUGUGUACAGCUGUAGUAACCACAAAUCUAUCACUUAAAUACAGAAAUGUCCAGUGCCAAUGUCCGACUCAUCCAGAUGACAGCAUUAUACAUUACCAUUCAAGUUUGGGGUCACUUAGAAAUGUCCUUGUUUUUAAAAGGUAAGCACUUUUUUUUUGUCCAUUAAAAUAACAUCAAAUUUAUCAGAAAUACAGUGUAGACAUUGUUAAUGUUGUAAAUGACUAUUGUAGCUGGAAACGGCAGAUUUUUAAUGGAAGAUCUACAUAGGCGUACAGAGGCCCAUUAUCAGCAACCACCACUCACUCCUGUGUUACAAUGGCACAUUGUGUUAGCUAAUCUAAGUUUAUCAUUGAAAAAAGGCUUCAUUAAAUAGUGCCUGAAAAACACCAGUCUCAACAU